Sphaerulina musiva SO2202 is the source of this 735-nucleotide messenger RNA. RefSeq lists its product as uncharacterized. The record is from RefSeq and is a predicted model, not a curated record. NCBI's taxonomy places the organism in Eukaryota, Fungi, Ascomycota, Dothideomycetes, Mycosphaerellales, Mycosphaerellaceae. The transcript has 4 exons. The coding region runs from base 1 to 735 and encodes 244 amino acids.
AUGCUCCGGAUGCUUCUCCUCCUCCUCCUCGUCUUCAGCGUCUCAGCAGGCGGCACGGCAACGGAACAUGCUGGAACAUACUGUACGGCGGUAUAUGGCUCCACCGUGUCCAUUUUCGGAACGGUAGUCGCUGCGGUGCCCAUUGCCAUGCUCGACGCUCGUAUUGUCUGGUUGACCCAGAAGGUGCCGAGUAUAACGAGAGAUGGUAUUGUGUUCACGAUACUUGGCCGGAAGGAGGCCGGCUCAACAGACUUUGGGACUAGGAGGGACAUCGUAGGGGGGUGUGUACGAUGCCGGCGUGGGAUGCUGGAGGUGACAGCCGAUCUACUGCAGGAACCAAACCUGGGUAGCGGUGCUAACGAGGCUAACGAGGCCAGCGAGGCUAACGUGGCUAGCGAGGCUAGCGAGCAGGAAAAAGCUAUUUCGAGGGGGUGCGAUGUAUUUUCUCUGCACCCUUGGCAUUCAGCGUGCACUUGUGUUGCUAUGAUUGGUAGCACACCAAAGUGGCGACCUCGUGUUCGGCCGGGGGGCGUGGUAUUUUUGCUAGUAGGGCAUGUAUAUCCGUUUGAAAAUAGAGCGUACCGUGGUAGAGCCCCGGCAUUCACGACCGACACGAGUGACGAGUUUGGUAUUGUAAAUGAAGGUGAUGAUGAUGAUGAGAAGGGAGUCUCAGAGCCCGACCGUCGCCGGAGUGUUCACGGAACUCUGUUCUGCUGGUGCUGCUACUGGUUCUGA